Cucurbitaria berberidis CBS 394.84 is the source of this 1056-nucleotide messenger RNA. Its product is annotated as glycoside hydrolase family 93 protein. The transcript has a single exon. NCBI's taxonomy places the organism in Eukaryota, Fungi, Ascomycota, Dothideomycetes, Pleosporales, Cucurbitariaceae. The coding region runs from base 1 to 1056 and encodes 351 amino acids. The record is from RefSeq and is a predicted model, not a curated record.
AUGCGUUCCUUUAAGAGCCUGAUUAAAACGUAUGCUCUCCUUCUUCCCUCUUUGGUCCUGGCACAGGCACCUACAAAAUUAGGGGACGCAAUCGUUUUCGGCCAAGGUGGAACCUAUCCUCGCGCCAUCAAACUUGCAGACGGAAAGACGCUGCUGGGCGUGUAUACCGCCACAACAGGCGCCAACACUACACUGACGACCGUGCGAUCAACGAACAACGGAGCCUCGUGGCAACCCAUCGGCAUUGUCGACACGGGUUCGAAAGCCACCAAAGACGUCGACAACCCAUACGUGUACGAACGUCCAGACGGAAAGCUUCUGUGCGCCUUCAGGAACCACGAUCGAAGCGGAAAUGCGUACAGCUUUUAUCGCAUCACGGUAUGCAUCUCUGAGGACGGCGGAGUGAAUUGGAAUUUCCUGCAAACUCCAGCAUCGGAUCCUGGCGGCCUAACUGGAAACUGGGAACCUUUCCUCCAGCGCGCGCUAGAUGGCUCGUUACAGCUCUACUAUUCUCGCGAGACUUCCGGUACCGAUCAGGAUAGUUUACUGCGACGCUCGACAGACGGUGGAGCUACCUGGUCCUCUGCAGAUGUCAUCUCAGGAGCGGGUAUCGAGACGAGAGACGGCAUGCUAGGCGUUGCGCAUACGCCCAAUGACAGCAGCCCGGCGAAAGUAGCCAUUUUCGAAACGGGCAAUCCUUCAAAGGGGGUGCCAUUCAGUGUCUGGACUGUGCGGACUGAGAACGAUGGAGCAAACUGGAGUGAGCAGCGUACACGCGUGUAUCAGCCUGAAGGUCACAACGCUGGGGCACCGCAGAUUAUACGAGUUGGCGAUAAGCUUGUAGCAAGCUUUGGGACGGACGAGGAUGGUGGUGCCUGGCCUUCAGGCGCGAUCAAGGUCAUGGUAAGCAGAGAUGGUGGCAAGACUUGGGCCGAUAAGACGACAGUGGUUGGACCAUCGGCAGCAUGGGCAGGCUUGCUGGCUUUGGACGAUAGCAGCUUUCUGGUUUUAUACGAAAAAUCUGGGACGAGCUAUGCACAGAAGUUGAGUUUUUAG